CUUGGUCCUCGUGACAAGCCAGCAAAGCGGACAUGUUUCCGAUAAUAACAUUAGGUCAGACCGGCCACAGGGUCAACGGUAGGCACCCCCUCGGCUGAAGGACCGGGAUUUGGGAGUGAACCAAAGAGAAAAGCAACCGGAUGGCCACCAAAGAGGGAGGAGAGCAGCAUAAAGAGUAGAUCGGUUUGUUGCGAAUUAGGUUUGCAUGCUCACCAGUCACCACCCCACCCAUGGCGUAGCGUGGGACGACUCCCUUCUAGUGGUGGUUGCGAGAUGUUAAACGGCCUCAUUACCCCCAGACCCCAAGCCCUGAACCAGUCAAGCCCACCACCCUUCCGUUUCACCCUCCCUUAUAUCUCUCCCACCUUUCCAACCACUGUUUAUCAGCUCUAUCACCGUAUCUCAGUACUCUCAUUAGCUCGCAAGAACAAUAUAGAUCACUAAGAAGGUAGCUAGCUAGCUAGAGGUGAAGCAAGAGUAGGGAGAUGGAGGGUCGAUACUCCGGCCGGCCGAUAUCCGGCUCCAUCGUGUCGGAGCUCGAAGGUGCUCUUCUCAAGGACACCGACCUAUUCCCCUACUUCAUGCUCAUCGCCUUCGAAGCAUCCGGCCUGGUCCGCUUCGCCGUUCUGCUUCUCCUGUGGCCCGUCAUUCGAUUGCUCGACUUUGUCGGCAUGGGAAAGCUGGGGUUGAAGCUUAUGACAUUCGUGGCGGUCGCCGGCGUCCGGAUGUCGGAGAUCGAGGCGGUGUCGCGGGCGGUGCUGCCCAAGUUUUACAUGGAUGAUGUUGAUAUGGCGGCGUGGGGCUUGUUCAGCUCGUAUGAGCGGCGGGUGGUGGUGACAAGGUGCCCGGGGAUCAUGGUUGAGAGGUUUGCAAAGCAGCACCUCCGCGCCGACGAGGUGGUUGGGUGCGAGCUCGAGGUCAAUCGGUUCGGGUAUGCCACCGGACUUCUGAGGAGAGCGGAGGGAUCGGUCGCCGAUCGGGUUCGAGGAUUGUUUAGUGGCGAUAUGCCGGAUGUCGGUUUGGGAAGUUCAGCGUCGGCUCGGUCGUUCUUAUCUUUCUGCAAGGAACAGCAGCAUCCACCAUUUGCCGCCGAUCUCAAGCAUGGCAACCAGUUGAUCCGUCCGCUGCCAGUCAUAUUCCAUGACGGCAGGCUCGUUCGCCGCCCGACGCCAUUCAUGGCUCUCCUCAUCAUCCUCUGGAUACCAAUCGGCAUCAUCGUCGCCUUCGUACGCAUCACCGUCGGUCUAAUCCUCCCAUUGCAAUUCAUCCCUUACAUCGUUGGCAUCUUCGGCGGUGAGGUCAUCGUGCGAGGCCGCCCUCCGCCACCAGCGUCCGGCUCGACAAGUGGCGUCCUCUUCGUGUGCACCCACCGUACUCUCAUGGACCCGGUGGUCCUCUCCAUGGUCCUCGGUCGAAAAGUCCCGGCCGUCACCUACUCCAUCUCCCGGCUAUCGGAGAUCCUUUCGCCCAUCCGCACCGUCCGGUUGAGCCGAGAUCGUCGAGUGGAUGCGGAGAGAAUAAAGAGCGAGCUGGAGAAAGGUGACCUCGUAGUGUGCCCGGAGGGCACCACAUGCCGAGAGCCCUUCCUGUUAAGAUUCAGUGCCCUUUUCGCCGAGCUGACCGACCGGAUCGUGCCGGUGGCCAUGAAUUACCGUGUCGGAUUCUUCCAUGCAACCACUGCUAGAGGCUGGAAGGCCAUGGACCCGAUAUUCUUCUUCAUGAACCCCAGGCCGGUAUACGAGGUGACAUUUUUGAACCAGUUGCCGGUGGAGGCGACGUGCUCGGCCGGGAAGAGCCCGCACGACGUCGCCAACUAUGUGCAGAGGAUCUUGGCGGCCUCGCUCGGGUUCGAGUGCACCAACUUCACAAGAAAAGACAAGUACAGGGUGCUCGCCGGCAAUGAUGGGACCGUGAGUUUUAAAUCGGCGACACCAUGGAUGGGGAGGGUGAAGGAGGUACUGGGGUUUCUGCUGCACUAGCGCUGCUGGCUGAUGGGGUUUGAGCCAUUAUUCCUUCGGAAAAAGGAAAAAAUAAAAAAAAAAAGUGGGGUUUGAGUUACAUGUUAUCUGCUUAAAUUUGUGUAGAUAUAACAGUGGAUUCUUAUCUUUAUGAUUCUUUGAUGUAGCAAUAAUUGGAUGUUCAAAAUUUAUAUAUUUUUGUGAGA
Messenger RNA from Elaeis guineensis (African oil palm), 2164 nucleotides. Its product is annotated as glycerol-3-phosphate acyltransferase 5. NCBI's taxonomy places the organism in Eukaryota, Viridiplantae, Streptophyta, Magnoliopsida, Arecales, Arecaceae. Gene Ontology annotation, molecular function: phosphatase activity; glycerol-3-phosphate 2-O-acyltransferase activity. Gene Ontology annotation, biological process: cutin biosynthetic process. Gene Ontology annotation, cellular component: membrane. The record is from RefSeq and is a predicted model, not a curated record.